GCGAAAAGAAGUUAACGUUUGAAAAGUUUCGACGUUUUUUUCUUGGCCAGAAUUCGCUAAUUACAAACAACCUCGUACGUGUGACGGACUUUUUAGCGAAAUUAAUUUAAGUGCGCCAAGUUCGAAACUAGCGAAGUUGUAAAAUAGGGGAGCGGGAAUGAAUCACGGAACAGCUGAUUGUUGCUUCCCUUCGCGUUAUCUGGACCAAACGUGAAUUGACUGAUAAUUUCGUACACAAUAACUUUGUGUAAGCGAAAAUACAAAUAGCGUUUGUCACCUCCGACUGUGAUUGCAUAAUUAGAAAAACAUAUCGCGAAGUUGCGGAUUAGCAUCGGGGGGGAAAUUGGGGUGGAAAACUCUCACGCGCACUUUUCCAGCUGUGGUUCGCGACCGCUACACUGCCCGGAUAAAAUCAGAGAGCGGUGGCGAUUUUUCAUAUAAAUAUACGCGCCGAAUGGAUGACAUUAUACUCGCAUGUUAAAAAGUGACGAAGAAAUCUCGCGCGACUACACGCAUUUGUCAAGUCGUCGUCGGGACGCGCUACUUCCUUUCGCAUUUGACAAAGGGAAGGGAAACCCGUCGAAAAAAUAAGGGACAUCAAAGAGUUCUGUGGUUCGUUGCGUUCGAAUUUACUGUGACAAAAAUGCGUCGGCCGUACAGAAGAAGAAAUAAAGUCGACCACUUGAUUUGAAGUUAACGACGACGACUACGAACUUCGAAGGGAGGAAAAAUAUGCAUCUUGCCAGCGAGGUGACGUCGACGACCAACCACUUUGAUCGCAACUAUGAAAAUUUAACGGCGGAAAUUCUCGCGGAAAGAACGUUGGACGGACUUAUGGCCGAGCAUCCUGGAGAGCUAGUUAGGACUGGAAGUCCGCACGUGGUGUGCACCGUUCUUCCGCCUCACUGGAGGUCGAAUAAGACGCUUCCGGUCGCCUUUAAAGUUGUCGCACUCGGCGAAGUGGGUGAUGGUACUUUGGUUACGGUUCGAGCCGGUAACGACGAGAAUUUUUGUGGCGAACUUCGAAACUGUACGGCCGUUAUGAAAAAUCAAGUAGCCAAAUUUAAUGACUUGAGAUUUGUCGGCCGAAGUGGCAGAGGGAAAAGCUUCACGCUGUCGAUAAUUGUUUCGACGACGCCACCCCAAGUAGCCACUUACAGUAAGGCGAUAAAGGUAACGGUGGACGGACCAAGAGAGCCGAGAUCAAAAACGAGACAGCAACUUCAUCACUUCCCCUUCGGUCCGAGACCUUUCGGACCCGAUCCACUAACAGGUGUAUUACCAUUCAAAUUAGGAGGAAUAGCACACCAUUUGGCGGGCCUUCCUGGACCGCCACCGGACUGGGUCACGCUUACUGGAAGACAUCAAUAUCCGCACGCACCUUUUCUACCUCAUCAUCAUCCGCAUUUUCCUCACCACAUGUUCGCUGCUUUAGAUAACCGUCCGAUAAACACGUCGCCGAGAAUUACUCGAGAUCCAACGCCGCCAGCACUCGGUCCCAUAAGUAUCAACUGCCAAAAUAACAUGAACGGAUCCCCGAAAGGGUCACCCGUGCAAGUCGGUCUGCUCACAACAGCGAAAGGACCGGUAUCGCCCCAAGAAGACGACAUAUCAGUAACAGCAUCACCGACCCCGUCGCCGCAACCACCUCCCGCCUUCCCCGGCGUACCACCCAAUGCUUCGUUACAGGGCAACCACCUCUUCAACAACGCGCUGGCAGCGAGCCUCUUCCUGAACGCACCUCUACUACCACCGCCAGGUCAGUGGUUGUAUUCCCAGCUGUACCCUCCCGAUUGGUCGUGGAUACAUCUGAGACACUCCUCCAUCCUCUCCAAUCCAAACACGUCGCCGACAGAUCUCAAAUCGACUGGCGUAGAUGGCGCCGUGGUACGCAAGCAAUUAACCGACGCCGACAGUGGCCGACAAGAAGACAGCGGCGAAGAAGAUGGAAGGAGGAGCGCCGCGAAGGACGAGGGAAUCAACUUGACCGUCGCCAAAGGAAGGAAGGCCGCAAUAACGUUGGUGCGACAGAGGAACGAGAGCUCGUCAGGUGAAUCUGUGAAAGCGUCGCGUAGUUCUAGACACUCGGACGUUUGGAGACCGUACUAGACGAAACACAAAAUCAAAUGCCCGUGCAGAUGCAGUGUAUGUAAAUAGGUUAAUGUAAGUCUCCCGUGAUUCAUCACUCGAUUUUUUGACCCACGAACAGCGGUGGGGAACUUUUGGUAAGCACCUUGUGUACAAUAUCCACCAUAUGACUAGUUCUUAAUAUUGUAAGUAGAAAACUAUGGCUGUUUAUAAUUUUUAAUGUAAUAGUUUUAGAGUAAUCUGUUAAAAUAAAGUUG
Photinus pyralis (common eastern firefly) is the source of this 2345-nucleotide messenger RNA. It is a transcript of the gene RunxB, whose product is annotated as runt-related transcription factor 3. The transcript has 4 exons. The record is from RefSeq and is a predicted model, not a curated record. Gene Ontology annotation, molecular function: ATP binding; DNA-binding transcription factor activity, RNA polymerase II-specific; RNA polymerase II cis-regulatory region sequence-specific DNA binding. NCBI's taxonomy places the organism in Eukaryota, Metazoa, Arthropoda, Insecta, Coleoptera, Lampyridae. Gene Ontology annotation, cellular component: nucleus. Gene Ontology annotation, biological process: regulation of DNA-templated transcription. Bases 733 to 2109 code for a protein of 458 amino acids.